UUGGUUCCUCAACCGCUUCUGAAAUCAGAGCUGCGGAACCUUUAGAAAUGUCGAAAUCGACAGGGGAUUUUUUGGACCCGUUAGGCUUUGUUAUCGAUCCCAGCACCUUAGGUCAAUUAGUUGUCUCCGAAUGCGCUAUUGAAGCCCUAGAAGGAAUGAUUGUUGAUAUUGACAAAGUUGCUAUUGGAUUUGCUGAUUCAACAAUUGUUUUGUUUCAGUUACCUAGAAGUAAAUUGGUUGGUCGACAGAUUCGUGAGCGUUUUGGUGAGAAACCUUCGAACAUUGCCGGAAUUGAGCAACCCUUUGUUUGCUCUUUUAAAAAGUGUUUCUUCUCCAAAUUUACAGGUUUCUAA
Messenger RNA from Meloidogyne enterolobii, 353 nucleotides. NCBI's taxonomy places the organism in Eukaryota, Metazoa, Nematoda, Chromadorea, Rhabditida, Meloidogynidae. The record is from the annotation of a GenBank genome assembly.